GGAGGCCACUCUAAUAUCCCAUGCAGGUGCGAGAAUGGCAACUGAAAUACCUGUUAAACUUUCUGAUAUUUUAAGAGCUCAUCAGCGAAUAGCGAAAUGUAUACACAAGACGCCUGUUUUCACAAGUUCUACAGCUAACAGCAUUACCGGGAGAAAACUGUUCUUCAAAGCAGAAAACUUGCAGAAAACUGGAUCAUUCAAAGCCCGGGGGGCACUUAAUUCGAUACUGAGUUUAAAAGAAACCAAGCCAUCAUUCACUGGGGUGGUCACCCACAGCAGUGGGAAUCAUGGCCAGGCUGUGGCAUGGGCAGCAGGCGUGGCAGGGGUCCCGUGUGCGGUGGUUGUCCCCGAAUAUGCCCCAGAAGUCAAGAAGGCAGCAAUAAGGGGAUAUGGUGCAGAACUGGCCACAUGUGGCUCACAACCCUCCAACAGGGAGACAGUUUGCCAGAAAGUGAUGGCGGAAAAAGGCUAUGAGUUUGUGUCUCCGUACGACCACUACGAUGUCAUAGCUGGGCAGGGUACAAUAGCGGUGGAAUUGUUGGAGCAGGUGCCGGAGCUGGACGCCAUCUUGGUGCCAAUUAGUGGUGGUGGAAUGUCGUCCGGCAUCGCCAUAGCAGCCAAGGCCAUCAAGCCAGAGAUCAAAGUAUUUCUUGUGGAACCAGAAGGAAAAAUGAUGGAAAAAUGUCUUAAGACUGGGGAGCGUCUAUGGCCGAAUCCUCCUCAAUACCUGGACACCAUCGCUGACGGGAUUCGUCUUCAGCAGGCAGGAAACAAUACUUUCCCAAUUCUGUGUCAGCUGGCCGAGAAAGAGGUGUUUACCCAGACAAAUGAAGACAUGAAGGAGGGGAUGAAGUUUGUCUUCCAGAGAAUGAAGCUUGUAAUCGAAGCAGCCUCUGGCGCGGCUGUGGCAGCAGCGUUCUCACAGCGACUACGGGACAUGGACGACAACUUGAGACACAUCGGUGUCAUUCUGUGUGGAGGAAACACUGACAUUGAGAAGCUCCCCUGGUACUGAGGGACUGUGUCAAAACCUUCCUCUGCAUUUCUCUUAAUGUUAUGAUUGAUUGAAAGAAUUAUUGUACACUUACCAUAGUGAACAUGGAACACGCGAUACUCCCAAACGGCAUGAAUUGUCUACAUUUUUUAUAUUUGGAAAUUGCUCUGACAAAAUUAACUUUAGUAUGUGAUCUCAGAGAAUCUAUGCUCAAUAAUUAUAAUAUACAGUCAAGUCCUGUUAAUCUGACAUGGUUGGAUGCAUAUUAUUAUGUUGUAUUAACGAGUAUAUCAGAUAAACGAAAUUAAGUUGUAUCAAAGUUUGUGAUCGAAAAUGGGACAACUACAUGGUAACAGUACAAACAUCUUCUAAUAAAAAAAAAGUGAAAAAGGAAAUAUUUAUGAUGUUAUGUUACGUUGUUAGCGGAGUUUGUUUUCUAAUCAUGCAACCUCUAAGCAUGUGAUUUUUUCUAAUCUUGUUUUGUUUAUUUAAGG
Messenger RNA from Haliotis rufescens (red abalone), 1488 nucleotides. RefSeq names its product probable serine racemase. The record is from RefSeq and is a predicted model, not a curated record. The transcript has 9 exons. Gene Ontology annotation, biological process: pyruvate biosynthetic process; L-serine metabolic process; D-serine biosynthetic process. Gene Ontology annotation, molecular function: L-serine ammonia-lyase activity; serine racemase activity; pyridoxal phosphate binding. The coding region runs from base 35 to 1015 and encodes 326 amino acids. Lineage: Eukaryota; Metazoa; Mollusca; Gastropoda; Lepetellida; Haliotidae.